Messenger RNA from Entamoeba invadens IP1, 3843 nucleotides. RefSeq lists its product as hypothetical. NCBI's taxonomy places the organism in Eukaryota, Evosea, Mastigamoebida, Endamoebidae. The coding region runs from base 1 to 3843 and encodes 1280 amino acids. The transcript has a single exon. The record is from RefSeq and is a predicted model, not a curated record.
AUGAAGGAACUCGACACACCAAAAUUAACAGACAGGCCCCAACCACACGUGUCGAAUAUCAUCGAGAAGAAACUUAAAAGGAUGAAACAACCCGAUGACACAUCAAGUUAUUUGACACUUGACCUAACUGUCUCAAUUAAUCCUUUUGCAUUUAAAAGAAAACCAAUGGUUAAAACAAAAAGAGAAAAAGUUUCGAGUAGAUACAUCUCAGUGUUUAUUGACGACUUUUAUCUAGAAACAAACCUCUUGGAUGACCUGAUUCUGAAAACAUUUGAGGUAAAAAAAAAGGAAAAAAUGAUCGAGCUUAAAUGUAGCGAGAAUUGCUUUGAAAAAAUUAAAAUCAAUGAAGCGCAAACAAAGUACUACGAACUACCAACGCAAUUUCCUUUUCUCAGAGUGGAAAAAAAGUUUUUAGAAAAAACGGGAGAGUUAUGUUUUAACAUUUACAUCGAAGAUGUCGUUAAUGAAGAACCAAUUUUGGAUUUCUGGAACACUUUGUUUUAUCUUCCUGACUUCACACUUCCACCAGACAAUUCUUUUAUUUGGAGAUAUGACAAUGAAACGAAAGAUCAUCGUUUUAACAUUUCUAUUUGCACAGACACACUUUUUAUGAAGAAAACGUUUUUUAACAAUGAAGCACAGUUUCGACCCAAAAAACAGUUUGUAGAAAUCGAAUCACCAAUUUUUCUUGAUGAAAAAUUGGUGAUGAAAGACCUUCAAGUUAACGGCGUUGUUAUAUCAAACAAAGAAAGUCGUUGGGGAGAGAUGAUCGCAAAAGAGAUGUUAAAUAUUACAAGAAUUGAAGACAACCAAAAUUUGGUCAACAGCUUUUCGGAAACAAAAGGUAUUGAAAUACCAAAAAUGGACGACUUUUCGUGUUCGGUGUUGUUCCCCUUUAUCACAAAGAAAUUUUUCAUUAACGACUACAACAUGGCCGAAUUCGAUUUGAACACAGUCCCAUUCAAGAUAAAGGUUGUCGCUAAUGCAACAUACCAAAUGACAGAAGUCGGUUUAUUUCCCGAGGUUUUCAAACAAAAAAACUCGACCCAACAAUUCAACGUCCAAACUCAAAAAAGACAAAUAAAUGAAAAAGAAGAUGACUUUUUAGUUGGAAGGAGUCAAACUGAUGGAGUUGCCAAUCUUUUGCAUUGCAACGAAAUGUACUAUGCCAACAGAGACAAGGAUUGCCAAAAACUAAGCGACAAGGAGAUUGAAGAAAUAAUGGACGAAUCCUCUCUCUUGGAAAUUCAAACAACAAACCUGCAAUUAAAAGGAAAUAAGAGCAUUUCAAAAAAGUCACAAAUACUCGAAAACCCCAAAACUUUGUUUUUGUCUUCUCCAAGUGUAAGGGUACAGAACUCAACAGCAAAACUACAAGAAACAGACAAACAAGUCAAUUCAUGUAUUCUGAAAAGCGACAAUUUGGUCCAAACACCUUCAGACAUAAGCGACAGCGAAAUAGAUGAAAUACUUGACGAAAUUCGCACUGUAAAAUCUGCUGUUUCAAAGCACCAGAAGAGCGUUAAGGUUGUUCUCCCAGUUCUUCAAGAAAACAUUCAACACGAAAGUAAAUUCAAAUGCAACAGGAGACCUGCCGUCUUCCAGCUUAAGAACCCCAAAAACGAUUUGCAAAAGGCGAUGUUUCUUGUUGGAGACGACGUGUUUGUUGUGCCGUUCGCGGACGAACUCAAAAGGCACUUUUCUUUGCGGCACACAAAAACUAAAUUUAAACCAAGGAUCAAUUACAAUAUCAGCAAAAAAAGUUGUGCAGAGAGUUGCAAAAGUAACACCUUUUCAGCAGAAAUAAAUCCUGUUGCUUUAAAUGUGGCGGAAAUAAACAGUGGAGAUAAAAAACGAAUGGAAGAAGAAAAGUCGCCAACACACUCAAAAGCUUCUUCAUUCAUGACAGUCAAACUUGACAGAGAGAUACGGAACAAAAUAAACGUCUCUUUGUUUGACAGAGUGAAUCAGUUUUUUGCUGUAACAACACCACCUGAUGUUACAAACGGAUUCGAAACCCGUCGCAAGAACAGCGCAGUGGAGAUCGCCGAGUUUGACAAUAAAAAUGACUGGAAAAUCAAAACCCCAAUUUCCGUCCCACAAAGUGUUGUCGUGGUUCUUCCAAAAAUAUUUCACGCUUUUCAAUCAAAUGUCAUUUACAACGACUUUGUAAAUUAUGUAGACAAAAUGGAGCGAAUGCAGUCAGUUUUAACGUUCCCCUCUGCACUUUGCUCGGCGAUUGCAACAAAAAUGUUUUCACUUCUUCGAAGUAAACCAAAUGCGAAGUUUGGAAUUAUCGCCGAAACGGGGAACUUCGAGUUGAUUAAAAAAAUACUUCAACACUACUUUGAAAAUCUUGUGUACUGCACUUUUGAAUCUUUUAAUGGAAACGAAAAAGAACACCACGAAGACUCCAAAACGACGAAGGUUGAGAACAAAGAAAACUUUUUUCCUCGAAAAACGGUCACGUUUAUCUCAGACAACAAUGUUCCAUCUUUUGUUCGCGCCAUUACAUUCGAUCUGUUAUUUUUGAUUGAUUUCACGCUUCCAAAAGAGCAAGAAGAACGUGGCGCAACUAAAACAACCAGUUUAGUCUUUGUAGAUACACUCUUCAACAAUAAAAGUGCUGUUACAAAAAAUGGGCUUUUGUUCCGUGGGUUUUCUCCUUUGAAUUACAGUGUGCUGACAACAACACCAUCACCAGCCAAAUUCACUUUGCUGAGGUUGUUGAUUGAACGUUGUGGUGGGAUGAGAAGGUUUGUUGAAAAAGAUUGUGUGUGGAAGUCUAUCGCGAAACAGCUUCUGUUGACAGAAUCGAUGAAGUCAGUGUUUGUUCUCCUUCCAAAAGAUGACAAGAGUUUUGAAAAUGUUAUUACGUCAUACGAAAAUAACAUUGUGAAUGAAGAUGAAGUUUUGACAAAAGUUACCGAAUGGAGGACAACGCGGCUGACAAAUCUUGUUGCAGUUGUUUCUUUCAAUCCAAAUUAUGUUGGAGAUGACAUUGGAAAAAUCAACUUUUCGAGUAUAAAAGAGCUUCUUGUUGUUUUUCCACAGAGCUUGCAAACAAUUUCAUUAUUUGGGGAAAUCUGUGAGACACACAAAAUCAAAUUGACACUUUUGUGGAGCGGACUGCAAACUCUCCCGGCUUUAGGGUGUUGUGCCUUGACAACUGGAGUGGCGAGAAAACAUCCGCUCGACGUCAAUUUUCUCAUUCGCAGCUUUGAGGAAUUUAAAAACCAGAAAUUUGUGCAUUACAUUCCACCAAUCCAAAAAAGCGAGAAGUUUGAAAUGGAGUGCGUAAUAUCACAGACUCUUUAUGACAUGUUUUCUGAAGAGCGGACACUUGACGAUAAAUGCACAUUUGUCACAAGGAGAAUUCCGUAUCACGCGAUUUUUGGAAAUAUUAUUUAUGGUGUUGUCGUUGUAGACCUCAAAGACAAAAGGUGGAAGGAGCAAAUAGAAAAACUGGACGCUUUAUGUGCAUGCAACCGCAUUGCAAUUGUCGUAAAAAUUGAUGUUGUCAACACAUUUGUGGAAUUUAACAACAUCAUUUUACUCAGAAACUUCAGUGCACCAAUUUACUUCGCUGAGAGUACGGAGAAUAUUUUCGAGAUCUUGAGAAAUGUGUGUGGAAAGCAAGAGGGUAAAUUUGAAUGGCUGAUGGAAAAGGAAAGUUUCUUUGAAAACAUUCUUUCGAGCAUUUCAGGUGUGCAGCCAUUCAUGGCACAGUUUUUAUCUGCUUUUACCAUGACGGACCUUGUCAGCAAACCAGAAAUGUACGAGGGGUUAUUGCCAAGCACCAUCUCGCAACACAUCAACAACGUGUUACAUAUGAAAUUUUGA